Plasmopara halstedii is the source of this 1935-nucleotide messenger RNA. Its product is annotated as ars-binding protein. The transcript has a single exon. The record is from RefSeq and is a predicted model, not a curated record. Lineage: Eukaryota; Oomycota; Peronosporomycetes; Peronosporales; Peronosporaceae. Gene Ontology annotation, molecular function: DNA binding. Gene Ontology annotation, cellular component: nucleus. Bases 1 to 1935 code for a protein of 644 amino acids.
AUGCCUUCGAGUCCUAAUACUUAUGUUCCCGAUGUGAGCUUGCUCUCGGUAAGCUUGGGGCACCAUGCAACUCCUACGAACAUGGUUUUGGCACAACAAGUACAGGAGCAUCAAGACCAAAUUAAAGCUCAAGUCCAACCCGUUCAAGUGGCUGAUAUAACGAAUGUUUCGGUGUCCAUGGGCAUCCCCACGUCUCCUUCAUUAUCCAAAGCCAAACCACGUCGCCGUCGUGCCGAUGGCAGCGGCAAUUUGACUGUAGAACAAAAGCGACGCAUUUGUGAAAAACAUCGUAGUACACCUAAAAUUACACAGAAAGAUUUGUGUCGAUGGGCCAAGCUCGAGUUUAAUUUACAACGUGCACCUACACAGCCUACGAUGAGUAACAUUCUCAAACACGAGCACAUGUUUAAAGACAAUAUCUUGGGAGUCUUAGGCUCCCAGCGCAAGACUAUUCGACCUACACGUCAUGCUCACUUUGACCAAGUCUUAGCUAAUUGGGUCAUGGAGCGUCAGAACAAAGGAAAUAUUACGGGAGAUAUGAUUAAGACUAAAGGUCGGGAACUUGUCAAACAAAUGGGACUUGAAGGCAAACUUGGCUUCUCGAAUGGAUGGUUGGCCUCAUUUAAAGCACGUCAUGGACUUAUGAAGCGUAUUAAUAAUGUUCAGAAUGACAAGCCUAGUAUGAGCGUAGGGAUAGUCAAAGACGGUGGAGCUUACGGAGGCAUCUUGGAUGCAAACAACGGCAUGUUACCCAAUGGUGUCUCGGUUGAUCCUAACUACAUGCUACCACCAGUCUCGAUGGACUUGACACUCGAACAAAUUCAAGAGAUGCUGCGCGAAUAUGUGCCCAGUGACGUCUACACAGUGGACGAAACGGGUUUAUUUUUUCGAGCGUCACCUAAUAAACUCGUGCAAGGAGAUGAAGCACAGUCGAUGCUGGCAGAUGAAGCAAGAUUGACGGUAUUGCUGGCAGUGAAUGCAGAUGCGUCGGAUCUUAUGGAGCCUUACAUUAUUGGCAAUGUAGUCCCUCCCAAGAAUAUCAAAAUGGCUUCCAUCUCACAGCUCGGCUAUCACUAUGUAUGCAGUAGUAAAGCACGAAUGACUGUCUUUAUUUUCCAGCAAUGGUUACGUGAUUUCAACGCGCGGAUGGCCAGUGCACACCGAAACGUUGUAUUACUCAUGGACAAUGCUCCGUCCCAUGUAUUGGGAUGCGUCGCUCUUUCGAAUGUACGUGUAGUCAUGUUUGCUCCACAUCUUGGAAUGAAGGUUCAACCCAUGCGUGGUGGAAUUCUCACUGCGUUUAAAGGCAAGUAUCGUCUCAAACAUCUCACACUUGCUAUUGACCAUCUUGAAGAUGGGCUGUCAGAUAUCUACCAUGUGACACAAGUGCAAGCUAUGGGGUGGAUUGUGGAUGCAUGGCAACAAACAUCUCGGGAAAUGAUUGUAAAUGCCUGGAAACCGCUUGGUAUUGUAGCACCAAUUACUUUGGAUUCAAGUAUGGAUGGAGGCGAUGACAAGAAUGUGGAGGAAGAACUUUGGGGACUGCUCUAUUGCUUGCAACUCAGUGGAGUCGUCAAUACAAAAAUUUUAGUAAACUCGCGCUGGGAGAAUGACAUUCACAAACGGUUAAAUGAGGAUAUGAUUGAAGACCCAAAAGAAAACGACGAAGAGUUUCGCGUGCCAAAUGCCCCAAUUGUUGAUCGGUCUCGGAUUGGCAGUGCCCAUUUGUCCGCCGACGAUGAAUCUCUACCUGGCAGUCAGCAGAUUACUGCAAAGGAGCAGCUUAAAGCAUUUCGUGACGUUAUUCGAUACCUGGAGCGUACCGGUACAGCUGAUGCACGAGAUCUGCAAUUGCUAAACGUCAUUGAAUUUCUUAAAAAGAAGCAGCUUAGCCUACGCUUUGACAAUGCCAGCAACACAACCCUCACCAUAUGA